Molecule: messenger RNA, 853 nt
Organism: Rhea pennata
Lineage: Eukaryota; Metazoa; Chordata; Aves; Rheiformes; Rheidae
Gene: KCNMB1
Product: potassium calcium-activated channel subfamily M regulatory beta subunit 1
Exons: 4
Coding region: 212-829 (205 amino acids)
Biological process (GO): potassium ion transport; detection of calcium ion
Cellular component (GO): voltage-gated potassium channel complex; membrane
Molecular function (GO): potassium channel regulator activity; calcium-activated potassium channel activity
Source: RefSeq, a predicted model, not a curated record
GUUCAGCUACAGCAAAGCAAAUCCAGAGAAGUAGAGGAAAGAGGAAAAACAAGACUACAUACUUGGAGCUCUGAACUCCACUGCUUUAUCUUUGAUGGAAAGAUUUUCUCCCAAGUCAGCCACGUAACAGAAGUUCCUUCAUCAAAGUCUUCGAGAAAGCAACUUUACAUCAGAAAAAAAUCAGAGAUUCCAGUUUUCAUGACUCUAAAUCAUGCUGGGAAAGAAACUGGUGACCGCGCAGAAGCGGGGGGAGACGAGAGCCCUGUGCCUGGGCCUAGGAAUGGUCGCGUGCUCCAUGAUGAUGUACUUCUUCAUUGGGAUCACCAUCGUGCCAUCCUACACUACAAGCGUCUGGACAACAGAAACAGUGUGCAAGGUGCUCAAAGCCACCAUCAAGGACAAAGCCCAUUGCUCGCAAAGCGAAGACUCUGAGGAUGAGAACGUCUUUCAUUACCCUUGUCUACAGGUGUGGGUUAAUCUGACAGCCUCAGGACAAGAGGUUAUGCUGUAUCAGACUGAAGAUACACUGGAAAGAAAUCCUAAGUGUUCCUAUGUCCCAGGCAAAUCCGAGAACCCUAAAGAAGUAAAAACGCGAAUAGAAACAAUUGCAAACAACUUCAGAAGGUAUCAGACCUUCCCAUGCUACUACGACCCAGGAGGAACACAGACAAAUGUCAUUUUAAGCAGACUUUAUCCCCCCAAAGGCCUCCUCUUUGCUUUCCUCUGGCCUACGCUCUUGUUUACUGGUGGAUGUCUGAUUAUCGUCCUGGUAAAAAUCAGUCAGUACGUUUCUGUUCUUUCUGCUUGGCAAUACAAAAUAAAUAUCUAGCACAGAUGGUCACAAGAUACUAAA